Molecule: messenger RNA, 691 nt
Organism: Nyctereutes procyonoides (raccoon dog)
Lineage: Eukaryota; Metazoa; Chordata; Mammalia; Carnivora; Canidae
Product: negative regulator of P-body association
Exons: 3
Coding region: 129-335 (68 amino acids)
Source: RefSeq, a predicted model, not a curated record
GGAUACAGGAAAUACGGUAAGCGCGAAACCCAGAGGAAGCUCUGUGCCUGGAAGGGACCCGCCGCCAUCUCAGGUCUCGGCCUCGCCGGGCCCAUUGGAGAAAGCUGACGCCCAGUCCUAUAAUCCUUAUGGGGGACCAACCUUGUGCCUCCGGGAGAUCCACGCUCCCUCCUGGAAACCCGCGGGAAACCAGGCCUCCAAAAAAGCGCUGCCUCCUAGCACCACGGUGGGAUUAUCCGGAAGGAACUCCUAACGGAGGUAGUAACCCUCUCCCCUCCGCACCUUCCCCUGCAUCACCUGGACUGAAGUCGCACCCUCCUCCUCCGGAGAAGUAGUAGAAUAUACUUCUCACAUCUCAAACCAGUCUCAGAGGGAUUGGAGAAUGACUCCAUUUCCUUGGUAUAUUCAUAAAAUGGUUCACCCAGUGAGGACAAUGAAGAUUAUGGACACUGCUGCCCUGCUUUUUCUGAUGUCCUGCACCAGAGAGAGAUCACGCGAGCGGGAGGGGCAGAGAGAGAGGGAGAAAAUUUUAAGCGGGCUCCAUGCUCAGCACAGAGCCCAGUGCAGGGGCUCAGUCUCACGACCCUGGGAUCAUAACCUGAGCCGAACUCAAGAGUUGGACACAUAACCGACUGAGGCAACCAGGUGACCCCUGUGUGGUGAGAACUAUCUAUAUAUUCUCAGCAACUAU